This is a messenger RNA of Symbiodinium sp. CCMP2456, 980 nucleotides long. The record is from the annotation of a GenBank genome assembly. NCBI's taxonomy places the organism in Eukaryota, Dinophyceae, Suessiales, Symbiodiniaceae.
GUGAGCUUAACAAGCACCAGAUCAUAGCUCGCGGCCUUUUUGAUCGCUACGAGCUUGUCGUGCUGCACGGCUGGUUGUUUCGAGCAGUCGAGUUGGAUCGGAUGAGCCGACAGCAGGGCCGCCUGUGUCGAGUCGUGAAUGUCAUCGAUGCCUCCGGGUGCACCUUGUCCAAGGUGAUUUGCCGGGACUUUGACCGGCGAGCGGAGAAGAUGAUGCAGCGGUUAGAGAAGCUGGUACCAGACCUUACCGCCGGAAACUGGGUGAUCAACGCGCCGUGGAUCAUGCAGAAGAUCUUCCCUUGGGCCAAGAAGACCUUGAAGAUCAAGGUAGACAACUGGUUCCUCUGCCAGGGGAACGGCGAGCAGGACGAGGAUCUGCUCAGCUUGGUGACCGUCGAGACCUUGCGAGAGCUCGGGGCCUUCCGCCAGAAGGCCAAGGAGGAGAACGACCAGCGAAGUGCAGAUUUCCACUACAUCAAGCGAGGCAGCGUUUUGGAGCAUGCCGUAGAGGUGCAGCGUGGCCAGCGCGUUUCUUGGAAGUUCAUCGUCUUGCCUGGUGGGCCGAUGCUUCCACCACCCGAGGUGGACUUCGGGGUUGUGGCCGUCUGGGAUGUUCCCGACGACUCUGCUGCCAUGCCUUCCCGCCCAUCGGCACCUGCCCCCGUCCGAGGCACGACGGCUCGGCAGGAACGCACGGGCAUGGUCGUGGAGGAUGGCAGUGCGGUGGAUUUGGUGUCAAGUGAGGCGGACGAGGUGGAUGACUACCAGGGGCUGCAAGAAGAGGUCUUGCGCGCUUUCAAGCGUUGGGGCACUGUCGACCUGGAAAACUCCGGCACGGUCACUGCACAGAAGUCUGGCAUGGUCGUGCUGCGAUGGAGCAACGAGUUUAACCUCAUUCGUGCGAAGCGUGUGCAGUUCGAAGUCGUCAGCGGAGAUGCGAAGGCUCCGGAAGAGACCGUAAGUGGCGGGGACACGACCUGA